This is a messenger RNA of Aspergillus niger, 1527 nucleotides long. RefSeq lists its product as hypothetical. The transcript is spliced from 4 exons. Bases 1 to 1527 code for a protein of 508 amino acids. The record is from RefSeq and is a predicted model, not a curated record. NCBI's taxonomy places the organism in Eukaryota, Fungi, Ascomycota, Eurotiomycetes, Eurotiales, Aspergillaceae.
AUGGUUUUAUCACAAUCUGAUACUGCAUGCCAGCUUUGUGGGCCUACAUUGGCUUCCUCGGGAUCAUCUGGUUUACCUGGCUCCAAGUCACACUAUUUGAUAUCCGCUUCGCGCGAGACUCGAUCUUCGAGCGAAUUUGCAAGGCCAUCCAACUGGCUGCUAUGGUUGGAUUUGCAUCGGCAGUCCCUGAGCCUUAUUCUCGGUGGCAGUCGACUCUUACUUGCCUUGCAAUACACUGUUAACGCCGUAUUUCUUCGACGGCGUAUGAUGCCUGCAGCUAGGGGUGUAUUUAUUAUUGCCGGGAUGCAAUCUGUCUCAAGUCUGACCUACCUCCUGAUGUAUUAUGCCUUCCGUCCUCGUGAAGGAGUCAACCCCUAUAUUUGGACCGUUUGGUUUGUUCUAUUUGGGGUCGAGAUGUGGGUAGUUAUGGGAACUUCAAGCGCCACACCCGGGAUUGGACUCCAAGAUACCCAUCUCAAUACAAGAAUGGGCCUUCUAACUCUGAUCAUAAUCGGCGAAGGUGUCAUAUCUGUCACUAGGCUUGUCAAUCGGACAGUAGGCCCUGGCGGUUGGACGAAGUGGUCGUUUGUUCAUAUCCUAGGCGUCACAACUAGUGUGUACUUCUUGUGGCAAGCGUAUUUCGACCUUUCUCCGCGACGCGUUCUGGGCAAAUACUCUCAGCAGAUAUGGGCUCAGCUACAUUUCCCGUUCCAUGUGGUCCUCAUUCUCCUCCUUGAAGGGUCUCAGAUCCUUGCCUUGAGUCUGGACAUCACAUUAAAACUCCGGUACCUAGCAGAAACCAUUUUGUGGGCUUGUGAAGAUCCACGGCCCAGACCCGACUACGCCAUUCGAAUUCUUCGAACCACCAUUGCGGAUAUGGAGAUCGACUAUAGCCGAGGGGCCGUAAACGAACAGGUUACAAUUUCCCGGAUCUUGGAUGAUCUCCCCAAUCACCCGCUUUGUCCCUCCCGUCGGACGGGCCAAGUCCCCAUCGCCCGAGACAUGCUCAGUGACCUGGUAGGGAAUGUAACUGCGGCGCUGUUCUCCACCAUGCGGAUCAUGCCUUCGAACCACCCUGAUCCUGGCCGCUUGAGUAGCGAGCAGCUGCUGAGAGGGUAUAUGGCCCUCCUAGAAUUCGUCUAUGUAUACUACUUUGCCGUGGCAUCACUCUCCAUGAUGUUCUUUGGUGCUUUUGUACUAUUAGCGCGUCGCCACACACUCCGCAGAUGUAUUGGCAUCAGUGCAGCGGCCCGCGUGUCCCUUGGUAUACUCCUUGGAAGCCUAGUGAGCUUCUCUGAUCACUUUCCGCUUGUCUAUUCUUUCAUGACAUCCCCCGCCAUAUUAUACGCGUUUACUCUUGCAUUAUUCAUGGGUGAGCUACCAGCCAUGCAUCGGGGACGGAAGGAAUACCUAGAUCCAUCUGCUGACGAAAGUAAUAGUGCUGCUGAUGGACCGGCUUUUGGACCGGUACCAAAGCUACGGCGGACGGACGCAGGAAAGCGAAUUACCCUGAAUUCACCCUGGUAG